AUGAACUCGUUGGUUCUCCCAGAGGUCGCCAAGCUAGACGCCAAGGAUGCAGCCCGGCCCGCCGCCCGGGUGGGAGGCGCAGAGCCAGCAGCGGGCGGCAGCAGCUCGUCCCAGGCUGCCAACGGUGGAGAUGCGCUGAUGGGGGCGGGGGCUGGUGGAGGGGCGGAGAAGGGUGGCGCCAAGGGGAAGAAAGAGAAGGAGAAGGAGAAGGAGAAGGGGAAGGAGAAAGGGAAAGCAGAGGGGAAGAGGAAAGGCAAGGGCCCCAAAGGGCGCAUGGUGUUUGGUGUGGACUCUGAAUCAGAGGACGAGGGGGGAGGGGCAGGCGAUUCAGGGGAGGAGGAGGUGGGCGAGGAAGGGGGGGAGGGUGGCAAGAAGGGAGAGGAGGAGGAUGCGGAGUUUGUGAAGCGAGUGACAGCCGUGGCUCAGACCAAGGCGGAGAAACUCGCCCCUGUGGACCACUCGCAGGUGCGCUAUGAGGUGCACUACGAGCCGUUCCGAAAGAAUUUCUAUAAGGAAGUAAAGGAAGUGGCAAAGAUGACAGCUGACGAGGUGGCUCUGUACCGGCGCGAGCACGAGUUCAAGCUGCGCGGCAAGGACGUGCCGAAGCCGGUGCACACAUGGGUGCAGAGCGGGCUGAGCAACAAGGUGCUGGACGUGCUCAAGAAGAUGGGGUUUGAACGGCCCAUGCCGAUUCAGGCGCAGUCGCUGCCCAUCGUGAUGAGCGGGCGGGACUGCAUUGGGAUUGCGAAAACUGGAUCUGGGAAGACUCUCGCGUUUGUUCUGCCCAUGUUAAGGCACAUCAUGGACCAGCCCCCACUCCAAUCCGGAGACGGCCCCAUAGGCCUGAUUCUCGCCCCCACGAGGGAGCUAGUGCAGCAGAUCUUCACGGACAUCCGCCGCUUCGCGCGCCCCCUCGGUCUCUCCUGCGUGCCCGUCUACGGCGGCUCCGGCGUGGCGCAGCAAAUCAGCGAGCUCAAGCGCGGCGCCGAGGUCGUGGUGUGCACGCCCGGGCGCAUGAUCGACAUUCUGGCGACCAGCAACGGGCGGAUUACCAACCUCAAGAGGGUGACUUACUUGGUGCUGGACGAGGCGGACCGCAUGUUUGACAUGGGCUUUGAGCCGCAGAUCGGGAGGAUUAUCGGGAACACGCGGCCGGACCGGCAGACUGUAUUGUUCUCGGCCACGUUCCCCCGCCAGGUGGAGACCCUGGCGAGGAAAGUGCUCACCAAACCAAUUGAGAUCCAGGUGGGAGGGCGCAGCGUUGUCAACAGCGACAUCACCCAAACGGUGGAGGUGCGGCCCGAGGGAGAGCAGCGCUUCCUGCGCCUGCUGGAGCUGCUGGGCGAGUGGUGCGACAAGGGCAAAAUCCUCGUCUUUGUGCACUCCCAAGACAAGUGCGACGCGCUCUUCCGUGACCUCCUGAAAUCCGGCUACCCGUGCCUCUCGCUGCACGGCGCCAAGGACCAGACCGACCGCGAGUCCACCUUGCAGGACUUUAAGACCAACGUGUGUAACUUGCUAGUGGCUACUAGUGUGGCAGCUCGAGGAUUAGAUGUUAAGGAAUUAGAGCUGGUGAUUAACUACGAUGUGCCGAACCAUUACGAGGAUUAUGUGCAUCGGGUGGGGAGGACCGGGAGGGCCGGGAGGAAAGGGUGCGCGGUGACGUUUAUCAGUCCGGAAGAGGAUCGGUUCGCGCCGGACCUGGUCCGAGCCUUGGAGCUGUCGAAGCAGCCGAUCCCGGAGGAUCUUAAGGCCAUGGCUGAUGCGUUCACUGCUAAGGUGAAGGCUGGGAGCGUGGUGGCGCAUGGGAGUGGGUACGGCGGGAGUGGCUUUAAGUUCAAUGAGGAGGAGGAAGCUGCUAAGAAGGCGCUGAAGAAAGCCCAGGCGAAGGAGUAUGGUGUGGUUGUGGAUGAGGAGGAGGGGGGCGAGGAGGAGGAGGAGAAGGAGGAGAAGGAUGGCAGCGGGGCCAUUCGGAGGGUUGAGGCGCCGAGUGCGGGUGGUGCGGCGGCGUCGGCGGCGCAGAAUAUCGCAGCGGCGGUGGCGGCUGCUGCGGCUGCGGCUGCAGCGAACCAAGCAGGGGGUGCGGUGCCGGCAGGGGCAGCGGCGAAUCCGAUUCAAGCAGCAGUGCAGGCGAGGAUGGCCCAGAUGGGUAUCACUCCUGCUGCUGGCGCUGCUGGUGCGGCUGGUGCUGCUGGUGCUGCUGCUGCCCUUGCCAAUCCCCUCGCCGCAUCCCUCGUGGGGGCAGCAGCAGCAGGGGAAUCAGCAGCGACGGCCAUCGCCUCAGCAGCCGCCGCAGCCCCGACCCCGGUUUCCCGCGCAGCGGCCUUCGCAGCAGCCAUCAGCCUCCAGCACAACUUAGCCAAACUCCAACCAGCCGAACCCGUCAAAGCGCACUAUGAAGCGGAAUUCGAGAUCAACGAGUUCCCGCAGCACGCGCGGUGGAAGAUCACCCACAAAGAAACCCUUAACCAGAUCAUUGAAUGGACGGGGUCAUCGGUGACGACGCGUGGGCUGUACUGCCCGCCGGGCAAGGCGUUGGCGGCCGGGGAGAAGAAGCUGUACCUGUCGAUCGAGGGACCGACGGAGGCGAGUGUGAAGAAGGCCAAGGUGGAGAUCAAGAGGAUCAUUGAGGAGGCGAGUGCUGCUGAUGCAUCCCACCAGCAGCGGCCCGUGCAGCCCGGGCGGUACUCGGUUAUGUGA
This is a messenger RNA of Closterium sp. Naga37s-1, 2700 nucleotides long. The record is from the annotation of a GenBank genome assembly. Lineage: Eukaryota; Viridiplantae; Streptophyta; Zygnematophyceae; Desmidiales; Closteriaceae.